AUGCAAAAUAGGGAACAAGAUGACCCAAUAUGCUUGGACGACAUAAGUUUACUUGAUGAAGAUUGUGGUCUAGGCACAUCUGAUGGGGAUAAAACGUAUGAGAGUGCUCAAGUUAUUAACAACAGUCUAGAGGGUGUUGUGCCCAAUGUUGGAAUGUGGUUUCAAAGUGCAAAAGAGAUUAAGAGUUUCUACAAGCAACAUGCUGUCAAAUGUGGUUUUGGUGUUCAAACUCGUAUAUCAAAAAAAGAUGAUGAUAAUCAGUUGUGUUACCUCAAAUUAGUUUGCUCAAGGGAAGGAAAGUACGUCUCCCAAAUCCCGCCAGAAUUGAAGACCCACCCAGCCCAAACAAGACAAUGUCUAGCAUGCUUAACAGCAAAGCAAACACUUGAUAUUAACAACGAGGCUGGUGUACAUUUGAACAAGACAUUUAGGUCGUUGGUUGGUCAUAUGGGAGGUUUUGACAAUUUACAGUUUCUUGAGCGAGAUGCAAGGAACUACAUCGGACAACAAAGACGAGUUUUUAGCAAGGAGGGAGAUAAGCAUGCUUUGAUGCAACAUUUCUCAAGAAUGAGGGAGUUGAAUAAUUCCUUCUAUUAUGAAAUUGACACUGAUCCUGAAAAUAGAAUCAUUAAUGUGUUUUGGGAAGAUGCAAGGAGUAGAGCUGCGUUAGUGGACUUUGGUGAUGUCAUCUCAUUCGACACUACAUACCUCACCAACAAAUACGACAUGCCAUUCGCACCCUUUAUUGGUGUUAACCAUCAUGGCCACUCAAUUCUACUUGGAUGUGGGUUGCUCUUAGAAGAUACAUCAACUUUCACAUGGCUCUUUCAAUGCUGGUUAAGGUGCAUGGGGAAUAGAGCACCAGAUGGCAUCAUAACUGACCAAUGCAAAGCAAUGAAAAAUGCUAUUGCUAUUGUAUUUUCCAACACCAGGCAUCGCUGGUGUUUGUGGCACAUCAUGAAGAAAGUCCCCGAAAAGUUGGGUGGAUUGACAACGUACAAGACCAUAAAACAUGCUUUGAAACAAUUGGUGUAUGAGUGCACCUCGACUAUUAAUUUUGAGCUAGGUUGGGAACAAUUCAUAUCCAACUUUGACUUACAUCAUAACGAAUGGCUUUCAACGCUUUACGAGGAAAUAAGUAGAUGGGUUCCUUGUUAUUUGAAGUCUCAAUUUUGGGCUGGUAUGUCCACCACUCAAAGAACUGAGGGUAUGAAUGCCUUCUUUGAUGGUUUCAUAAAUUCAACCACAACAUUGAAAUAA
Messenger RNA from Vigna unguiculata (cowpea), 1260 nucleotides. RefSeq names its product protein FAR1-RELATED SEQUENCE 6-like. The record is from RefSeq and is a predicted model, not a curated record. NCBI's taxonomy places the organism in Eukaryota, Viridiplantae, Streptophyta, Magnoliopsida, Fabales, Fabaceae.